AGUACCAAGCACAGUUGAAGUCACACGAGGCACACACCUACAACACGCGACUUGCCGUUUUCUUAUGCAGAAACUUUAAAAAAAUGUCAGCGAAACCUACCGAUUAAGGCUGGACAGCAUCAUUUAACAUAUUUAUCGAAACGGGCGAUGCCGUUAUUGCGUAGUUUUAUCAGAAAAAAUCGCCAUUUCCGUGUCAUGGCGAAGGCCGAUUACUUGCCUACCUAUAUAAACUCUAAUAGCGCAGGACAAAAGACGAUUGUUAACUGUUAACUUGUGCAAUCUUGAUGUGAUAGCGAACAUAACAAAGAUGAGGGCACUCUUAGCUCUAGCAGUCCUGGCACUUACGUCUGGCACAUUCGCCAUGCCAUCUCAUGGACAUCAUGGCAACAUUGUAUGGGAACAUGUGGGUGCCGUGAGACCAGUUAUUGCCGCCCCCGUUAUCGCAGCCCCAGUGGUUGCUCCAGUAGCUAUUGUGCCCCACCCUGACGUGGCGUUUGCAGCUGGCGCCAGCAUCGCUGCAAGUCACGCGUCCGCAGCCAAUUCUGCAGCUGCAGCUCAAAUCGCCACAGCGAAUAGCGUCGCAGCGGCCAACAACGCAGCAGCUACGCAUUCCGUAGCAGCUGCGCAAAUCGCCAACGCGCACGGACUGGCCGCAGCAAGUCGCGCGGCUGAGACCCAAUCACUCGCAGCUGCGCAGAUCGCGCACUCCAAUGGUAUCGCGGCGGCUAGUCGGGCUGCGGAGACGCAGUCCAUAGCUGCCGCGGAGAUCGCACACGCGAAUGGAGUUGCUGCUGCCAGUAGGGCGGCUGAAGCACAAGCUGCAGCACAGGUAUCUUCCGCUCAAAUCCAGGCUGCCGCUCAAGUACAUUCAGCCAAUCGCAUUGCCGCAUCCAACGAAGCAGUAGCUGCCGCUCGCGUGGCAGAAGCAGCACACGCUGCUGAUGCAGCACGCCGAGCCGAAGCAGUUUCAGUGGCGCAGACCAGUCAGCUAGUAGCUGCCGGACAGAUUGCUGAGGGAAGCAGGCAGAGUGCUGCGGCUGCAGCUGGACACGCUGCUAUUGCAGCCGCCGCAGCUAAUAGAGCUGUACUAGCAGGUCCUGCAAUUGCCACUGUUCAUGCAACACCAGUAAUUGCUCCUUCACCAGCCAUAGCUGUAGCUCCUGCAGCUGUUGCUUUUGGUCCUACCGCCAUUUCUGCUGGUCAUGGAAUUUCCUUGCAUGGUAAGAAAUAUGUUGCAAUUGAAAUCAUUUGUUUAAAGUUAAAUAUUUUUCUUGAAAAGGACCUACGCUUAGACGUUGCGUUAGAUUAAGGUUCUCCUACACCUUUGGAUUUGAAAGUCUAAGGGCAGCGCGCACCAACCAGGAGAACUAAAAACUAAAUUAGAUAUAUGAAACUGUUGUUUUAAGAAUUUAGUAGUAGAGGAAUGAGGCCUCAACAUUAGAAAUAUCAUUUCACCAUUUGUACAGAGAACUCCUAAAUUCGCCAAUACAUUUUCGGUAACUUACUAAUUUAGUUUUGAAUACUCUUAGUUUGUGCGCGUUGAUGGAUGGGCAUAGAAGGAUAAAUAUUAAAUAUAUGAAAGACACUCAACAACUUCCAAUGUGACUGUGUUCACUCUAUAUACUCGUAGAUGCAAAUUGAUCGUCACAUCCAAUUUUUGAUAAAUUUAGACAUGUCAUUAAUCUGUCUUCAAUUACAAUUCUUGGAUUAGUAUGUAUAUAGAUUUCCAUCCUUAAUAUCGAAGCUGUGCAGAGGAAUAAUACUAGCAUUUAUGCAUACUUGUCAAGCGGGAGCCAAAGAAUGGUAUACAAGGUCUGUAAAUUAAGUAAUGAAACUGGAAACGCUGGAGGCGCCGAGCUUGAAGGGGUGACAGGGGUACAUAUAAUCCGCCUUCAGUACCAGUUUCAAAUCGCUCGAGUCAUUUGGUUGCCCGAAUUUUCUUGUGAAACAAUUUUACAUAUUGUGUUUUAAAAAUGAGUGUCAUCAAUUUCGAGAAACGAUGUGCUAUUAAGAUUUGCUUCAGACUCGAGCUCAGUGCAACGGUAACUAUUGCUAAACUUCAACAGGCCUGACGAGAUAGUGCUUUGUCAAGAGCCUAGGUUUUUCGGCGGCUUGACGCAUUCUCAGAAGGGAGAGAGUCGCUUGAAGAUGAACCACGAGGCAGAAGGCCUUCAUCUUCAAGAACCGAUGAAAAUAUCGACAAAAUCUGGGAUCUUAUGCGGUCAAAUCGUCGGUUGCCAGUCAGAAUGAUCGGAAAAUAGUUACAUUUGACUCACACAACCGUUAAUGUCAAUAAACGAGUUUUUGCCCAGUAAAAGCAUUCCUGUGGCUCCUCAGUCUCUUUAUUCGCUUGAAUUGAGACCUUUUAUCUUCCUGAAGUUUGAAAAUCGCCUCAAGGGAACUCAUUUUUGGUCAGUCCAAAACAUUUAAAUAGUUGUAACAGACCAACUAAAGGCUAUUGCGGUGUCGGAGUUCUAGCACUGCUAUGAGGAGUGGAAGAACCGUCUCCAGCGUUGUGUGGCUUCAAAAGGAAGUUAUUUUGAGCGUGACAAAAUAAAAUUGUCUUUAUAUUUGAAUAAAAACAUUUGAAAGAGUCACUAUCAUCACUUAAUAUACAUACCUCGUACAUUUUAUAAUGUCUCUAAAUCAGCUUCGACUUCAAAUCGUCAAUAGACCCAGUACUUUCAUUCCAAUCGUUACAAUUUAAUUCCUUCUUGCAGGUGCAUCUGCAGCCGCUGUUGCAGCAGGAGCAUCACUGGCAGCUUCUUCAGAUCUGGCAGCUUCGUCGCACCUAUCCGCUUCUUCAUCUUUAGCUGCAUCCAGGGCAUCUGCUACCGCAGCACAUGCAGCUGGACAACUAGCUACUGCAGCUGAUCUUGCAGCAACUGGGGCACACACAGCAAACAUUGCUGCUGCUGAAGCCCAGUCAGCUGGAAAUCUUGCUGCGGGAGCUCAAGUUGCUGGAGCUCAUGCAGCUGGCCAAUUAGCUGCUGGUCAUCUGGCUGCUGAGCAUUUAUCUGCUGGAGCCUACCAUGUAGGACCGCAUGGGUAUGGAUGGAAAUGAGCGGAUUCAUAGAUGGAUUGUUGUUGAUAGCGUUUAAUAUUUAUUUUGUCUGUUAAUUAUUAUGACAUUUGUAAGAUACAAUAAUAAAUAAUAUGAAU
This is a messenger RNA of Acanthoscelides obtectus, 3162 nucleotides long. The record is from the annotation of a GenBank genome assembly. NCBI's taxonomy places the organism in Eukaryota, Metazoa, Arthropoda, Insecta, Coleoptera, Chrysomelidae.